Lemur catta (Ring-tailed lemur) is the source of this 1980-nucleotide messenger RNA. It is a transcript of the gene DOK5, whose product is annotated as docking protein 5. The transcript has 8 exons. The record is from RefSeq and is a predicted model, not a curated record. Bases 360 to 1280 code for a protein of 306 amino acids. Gene Ontology annotation, biological process: cell surface receptor protein tyrosine kinase signaling pathway; positive regulation of MAPK cascade. Lineage: Eukaryota; Metazoa; Chordata; Mammalia; Primates; Lemuridae. Gene Ontology annotation, cellular component: cytoplasm.
UCUUCCUCCUCCUCCCCGGCCCCGGGAAGAGGCAGGGCUGGAUCCCUUGGCAGGCGCGCUCCUCCUCCUGGCGGGCCCGCUGCGGAGUCAGCUGACGCCGGCGCUCCAGCCUCGCCUCCCCGCGCCGCGCUGUCCGCGCUCCCCCAAAGUGGCUGCGAGCCGGCCGCCCACUUUCGGGGUUCGGGGGACGGGGAAAGUGAUGUGCGCCUUCUGAAGCCUCCCCGAGCCACAGCCGAAGCAGCGUCACCUCUCCAACUUUCUCCCCCGACUCCUUCUCUUGACCCUGCCUGCCCUCGACCCUCCCCAAAGCCACUUAGGGUGCGCGCGCCUUGGGUAAGGGGGGUCACCGGCUGCCUGGGAUGGCUUCCAAUUUUAAUGACAUAGUGAAGCAAGGCUACGUGAGGAUCCGGAGCAGGCGCCUCGGGAUUUAUCAACGAUGCUGGUUAGUAUUCAAGAAAGCUUCAAGCAAAGGUCCAAAAAGACUGGAGAAAUUUUCUGAUGAACGUGCUGCAUAUUUUAGGUGUUAUCAUAAGGUUACAGAACUCAACAACGUGAAGAACGUAGCUCGAUUGCCAAAGAGCACCAAGAAACACGCCAUAGGGAUUUAUUUCAAUGACGAUACCUCCAAGACCUUUGCUUGUGAAUCAGAUCUUGAGGCCGAUGAGUGGUGCAAAGUACUCCAGAUGGAGUGCGUAGGGACGCGGAUCAAUGACAUCAGCCUCGGAGAGCCGGACUUACUGGCUACUGGGGUUGAGAGAGAACAGAGUGAGAGAUUCAAUGUGUAUUUGAUGCCAUCUCCUAACUUAGAUGUACAUGGCGAAUGUGCCUUGCAGAUUACAUAUGAGUGUAUCUGUCUUUGGGACAUCCAGAAUCCCAGAGUCAAACUCAUCUCUUGGCCGCUAAGCGCCCUGCGGCGGUAUGGACGUGAUACCACGUGGUUCACUUUUGAGGCAGGGAGGAUGUGUGAGACUGGUGAAGGGCUGUUUAUCUUUCAGACACGAGAUGGGGAGGCCAUCUAUCAGAAAGUCCACUCUGCUGCCUUGGCCAUAGCCGAGCAGCACGAGCGCUUGCUACAGAGCGUGAAAAAUUCAAUGCUGCAGAUGAAGAUGAGCGAGCGGGCCGCGUCGCUGAGCACCAUGGUGCCCCUGCCCCGCAGCGCCUACUGGCAGCACAUCACGCGGCAGCACAGCACGGGGCAGCUCUACCGCCUGCAAGAUGUUACUAGCCCUCUGAAGCUUCAUCGGACAGAGACUUUUCCCGCCUACCGACCUGAGCACUGACAGGUACUGCCGAAGAUUGUGAACACACCUGUGAAGUGUCAGCCGCAGAUCCACCCAGGGGGUCACAGAAUGACAGCAAGGGAAGCGACAAUGAAGAGAAGAAGCUUAAAGUCCUGGUUAAUUGUGUGGUCAUCGGGAGACUCUGCAAUACUCUAGUUUUCUUUUUCUUUCUUUUCUUUUUCUUUUUUUUUUUUUUUUAAUUCUUAGCGUAAUUGAAACAUGCUCUAUAGAUAUUGGCUUUUUUUUCCCCCUUUUACAGCUGGACAGAAAGGAGUCAAUGCCACAGAAUGACUUUCUAUUGUAGGUACUGUGUUCCUUGCACUUCUCUAAAUCUGUCCCUUUGUGGAUUCUUGUGAUUUUCCUUCUGAGUAUUUCAAUUGUAUGACAGUCAGUAUUGACAAUAAAAUGACUCUUAAUUAUUUGUUAUUUGUUUACACCCUAUUCCUCUGUUAUUAAUACUGUGGUUCUGCUUAACUACUGGAAGUCAUAUUUGAUUAUAUUACCAAUUAGUUAAAUGAGUGCUUUGAUUCACUCUUACCUGUUGUGUUCCAAACUAUCCUCCCAAAGCACCCUUUAGUAUUGUUUACAGGGUUACAAUUUUGCUCCUUGUCCCCUGGCUUCCCCCUACUUUUUAAAAGCCUUUAUUUUGUUUGGAGUACCUUCAUAAAACGUUUUAAAAUAAAAGAUUGUUCUUCACCCA